UACCCUUGCUAAUAUAUAAACCAAACUCUUUAGAGUAUUAUGUUCCUUGAUAUAAACAAAUACAACAAAUCAGAAUAUAUUUGUUAUAUUUCUUAAUUUUGAUUAUAUAAGUUAUUUUAUCUUAAUAUAUUUUGAAAAACAAAUUUCAUGUAAUAAAUAGAAUAUAUUUGCAUAUUUAGUUUUCAGUUUAAUUUCAUAUUAUCAUAAAUGGUUAUACAUUAAAAAAAUUUCAGGUUACUUAUUUAACUUUUAUUCAGUCAGUUAUGAUGACUGUUGAUAAUAUAUUCGAAAACUUAAAUAAAUUAACUCAUGAAGAUGGACAACGAGAAUAUUUGGCUGUUUUAUUUACUCAUGUAAAUGAAGAGACUAAUGGAAUUAUUGACAACCAAAAAAACAGCUAUGAUCGUCAAAGAGUAUUCAUUCAAAAAAUUAUGAAGGAAAUUGAUGACUUAUCAAAAGAAGUCAUUAGAGAUGAUACCAUACUUAUUAGUGUCAAAAACCAAAAAUUGCUGAGGACAUCUUAUCAAUUAGUAACAUCCCUAGGUAUUACACCAAGCUUAAUACCAGGUUUGGGCAUCAACUUGUCAAAACGAUGCACAUCUUCAACAAUGUUGCCUAGACUACUGUUAAAUGAUGAGCAAAAAUAUGAAAUGUUGACAGAGUGUGCAAAUUUCUUUUCGAGAAGUUAUAAAAUACCUGUUUUAAAGAGUAUUAUCAUAUCAUUACAUUUAUCUGACUAUUUGGCUGCUUUAAUACAGUUGGCCUUUGCUCCUCUGAAGAAACCUGGCACAUACACCAACUUUGCAAUGACAGAAGAUAGAUAUAAAACUCUCAUGAUAGACAGGCAAAAAUAUGUACAAAUAUAUGAACAUUUAGUAUACAAUUGCUUCCAACCAACACUAAUGAAAGAAUUAUUGGUAUUGCAAAGUGUAAAAGAUCCAGCUCCUCCUACAUUUAUUAGAAAAAUAAUAGCAAAAGAAAUGAGCAGAAGGCUUUUGGUACCUGGUGGAUUGUUAAGUCUAAUUAGAUGUUUUAUUGAAAGCUACAGUAUUGAUACAGGAUUUGAAUGGAAAAAAGUUGAUAUGAUUUCAAAAAUAGUCACUAGUAAACAUGGUUCAGGUACAGAAGAAAACUAUUUGGACAAUAUCUGUAACCAAAUAAUGCAAAUAUUGUCUCUGAAUAAUACUCAUUAUAUAAGGACUGCAACAGCAUGUGCUUUGAGUUUGAAACAAAAAUACCCAGAAUCCAUACAAGUAAACAUAUUAAUAAAAGAAAUAUUCAAUGUUUUUGAUUAUGACUAUUUGGUCUCUAAAUCUAAUUUACCUGGUACUAUAUUAUUAUCAUCUCAGGAAAUUGAACACAAAGUAAAUGUUCUGUAUGCAUCUCUUUGUACAACUAGGCUAGAUUGCUCAAGUUCAUUGUUACUACCAAAUCUUUAUGUUCUUUUCUUACUUGGAAUUAAUAAUACUAAAAAUGAAGAAUUAGCUGUGAAAUUAAAAGAUAUAAUAUUAAAAUCUCUUGAGCAGUUAAAUAAAAAUGAAAUAAUAUUAUUAAUCCAGAAAUUUUUAUUUGGAAAGAAUGAUGCUUUAAUACUUAUCGAAGAAUAUGAUGCAGGUCUUGUUUUAAAAUAUGUGACUUCACAAAAAGAAUAUCCAAAAGAAGAUACAAUAAUUUAUUUUCUAAAUAUUUUAAAGGCUUCAUCUGAAGAUAGAUUUGUUCAAUGUGUAUUUGAAAUAUCUUUGGAGCUACUAAUAGAAAUAAAUUUAAAAAGGCAAACAAAACCUAAUCAAGAUUUGUUAAGCCUAGAAGAUGAUGUUAUCCUUCUAGAUAACAUUGAUGCAAAGUACUCCAUUGUUCUUCAGCUGCUCUCAGAAAUAUCUACAUUACCAAAAAUCAUUUCAUCUUUAAAAACAAAUCCAGUUGUAGUAUUACACUUUAUAGAACAUUUUAUAGUAGAAAAUCAAGAUUCUUCAAAUGAUGAAUGUAUUACUAUUGCAUUGAUUUUACUAAAUACUAUAUUGUCAAAUUCUAACAAAACAAAAGAAUUGGACAAAACACUUAAUGGAUUAAUUCCAGUAUUAAAAGCUAUGUCUGUUAAAACAGCAAGUUAUAAUAAUAUUUUGUGUGAAGAAGCAAUUUCCUUGCUUACAUCUAAAGAUGUGAUUAAAUCUGAAACAGAAUUUGGAAAAGCAAUGACUGAUGUCUUUGAUGACCUACUGCCAGUAAGAACUCAUGGUGUGAUUGCGCUAACUAAAUUGAUUGAAGCUAAUGAUCCAGAAACAAUUUCAAAGAAAUAUUAUCUAUUUUGUCUUUUCCAGGAGUACCUCAAAGACUCUGAUUCCUAUGUAUACUUGUAUGCUAUCAAUGGAAUUGCUUCACUUGGCACUUAUUGCACUGAAGAUGUGUUACAUGUUCUGUGUAGAGAGUUCCUUGAGAUAUCAUGUGACAAUAAUCUUCAAGAUAAAGCCAAUCAAAAUAAAGUUGCGGAGAUGAGAAUGAAGAUUGGAGAUAUCAUAGUAAAAGUAAUUAAAAAACUUGGUGAUAUGGCAAUAGUGUACAAAACAUUAUUGCUGAACACAGUGCUAUGUGGUUGCAGAGAUGAUGAUCCAUUAAUUAGAACAUCUGCACUGUCAAACUUGGCAGAAAUUGCUUUAAUGUUGCAUUACAAAAUUGGAUCCAUUAUUUAUGAGGUAUUACACUGUAUUUGGUGUAUAUUAGAAACCGACAAAGCAGUAGAAUGCAGGCGGGCGGCCGUAAUGGUAAUAGGAAGCUUACUCAAAGGACUAGGUAAAGAAGUAUUGAUAGAACUCAAAGAAACUCUACUACCUAUAUAUAGAACUUUAAAGAGCCUAUACAGAGAUAAUAAUGAAGACCAAGUACUCCGACUCCAUGCUCAGUUAGCACUAGAAGAACUGAAUGACAUAGUCAAAGAAUUCCUUUUUCCUGAAGUAAAAUUAAAUAAAAAAAUUUUUGUUCUAGAUUCAAAUACCUAAACUUCUCUGUAUGUAUAUUGUAUAUGUAAAUAUAACGAAUUAAACCCUUUUCAAAUGAUAUAUGUA
This is a messenger RNA of Achroia grisella, 3059 nucleotides long. It is a transcript of the gene Tango6, whose product is annotated as transport and Golgi organization protein 6 homolog. The transcript is spliced from 5 exons. The record is from RefSeq and is a predicted model, not a curated record. Gene Ontology annotation, biological process: protein secretion. Bases 264 to 2993 code for a protein of 909 amino acids. NCBI's taxonomy places the organism in Eukaryota, Metazoa, Arthropoda, Insecta, Lepidoptera, Pyralidae.